UUUUCUUCAAACUCAUAUCACACUUUUUCUUCUUUUCCUUUCUUAUCUCAUCCAUUUUCGCAUCUUGUUUUCAUCUCAAUGGAAAAAUACCAACCUCAAGAACUCAAACACGCUUGCAAAUUCUGCAACAAAAGCUUCCCUUGUGGUAGAUCCUUAGGAGGUCACAUGAGGUCUCACAUAAACAACUCAUCACCAUCAUCUGAAAAAACAGAACAAAAAACAGAACAGAAACAGAAGCUUGAUUCAAUCAACAACGGUUGCAUUGGUUCCGAAACUAAUGGUAGCUAUGGUUUAAGAGAGAAUCCAAAGAAAACAUGGAGAAAGAGAAUUGCAGAUUCAAGUGAAGAGGGUUUGGUCUAUGACAAGUUCUGCAAAGAGUGUGGAAAAUGUUUUCAGUCUUGGAAAGCUUUGUUCGGUCAUAUGAAGUGUCAUUCAGAGAAAGAAAGAGUUUGUAACAGCUUGGAGGAUCAAGAUUCAUGGACGAAUAAUGCGAAAGAUGUUCAAUCGGAUAACGAAAUCACUGCUCCGAGUAGAAAAAGAAGAUCAAAGAGAACAAGAACAAGGUAUAAUAAUAGCAUAGUAGCUGCUGCUGCAACUUGUUCUUCUGUUUCUGAAGCUGAACAAGAGCAAGAAGAAGUUGCUAUGAGCUUGAUUAUGCUUAGUAAAGAUGUUAGUCCUUGGAGUGGUCUUGCUGAAUCUUCCGAUAACAAUUCAGUUUACACCGAACAUCGAUCUUCGGUUCGAACUAAUCUUGUUACUAAAUUCAAUGCCAACAACAAGAAUCUCACUACUACUACUGCUAGUGCUAGUGCUAGUGCUAGUACUAUGAAUGUUGCCAAGUUGAUGAAGCAAAAGAAUUUUUACUACAAAGGAAAAAGUUCAGAAUUUUUGGAUACUGAAGAAGGAUUCAAGAUCAAGGGGUUCAUCAAAUCUACAAAACUCGAGCUUGAUUAUGUAUCAACUAUGGACGAUUCAGAAGCUGAAAAUGGAAAAAACAUAGUCAAUGGAACAGAAUCGGUUACUAUGGGAAAGUUUGAGUGUACUACUUGCAACAAAAUCUUUCAUUCAUAUCAAGCUCUUGGAGGUCAUAGAGCAAGUCAUAAAAAGAACAAAGGUUGUUUCGCUUCAAAGAUUGAUGAUGACAACAACAUUGAAAACAGCGUUGAGUUCGAAAAUGAUCUGUUUCAUGAACCAGCAACCGAAAGCAAGAUCAUGAAGAUUAUUCAUAGUCAUAAAAACAAUGAACAUAUUCAAAACAUGAAGAUCAAAGGUCAUCAUGAGUGUCCAAUUUGCUUCAAGGUUUUUCAAUCUGGUCAAGCUUUAGGUGGACAUAAGAGAUCUCAUAUGGUUGCUUCUUCUGGUGGUGGCUCUGAGAGUAGAGUUCCACAGAUUAGGGAUUUUCUUGAUCUUAAUCUUCCUGCUGCUGCUACUGAAGAAGGAAGUAGUAGUCAUGCUGAUUCUAACAGGCCUUGGUGGAUAGUUGAAAGUAACCAUAAGCAAGAGGCACUUGUAGGGUAGAGAGACUCAUAAACUUGAUAGUUUAUUUCAUCAUCAUUGGUUCAAUUCAACUUCAGAGUGAAGAAGAUUUAAAUUGUAUAGGAAUUUUUCUGCAUUUAUUUCAUUCAUUCUUUACUUUACAUGAUUCAUGUUUUCUCCAAAGGCAUUUUUCUACUUUCUCAUUUUAGUUUUUUUUUCUUCUAGUAAGUGAAAUGAACUUUCCUCAUUUUUUUUCUUUUUUGUUUUGGGAUCCUAAAUGUUAUAUUGCUAUUGUAUUG
Messenger RNA from Lathyrus oleraceus (garden pea), 1775 nucleotides. Its product is annotated as zinc finger protein ZAT9. The record is from RefSeq and is a predicted model, not a curated record. The transcript has a single exon. The annotation marks the transcript as partial. NCBI's taxonomy places the organism in Eukaryota, Viridiplantae, Streptophyta, Magnoliopsida, Fabales, Fabaceae.